This is a messenger RNA of Rhizopus microsporus ATCC 52813, 705 nucleotides long. RefSeq lists its product as uncharacterized. Bases 111 to 659 code for a protein of 182 amino acids. NCBI's taxonomy places the organism in Eukaryota, Fungi, Mucoromycota, Mucoromycetes, Mucorales, Rhizopodaceae. The transcript has 2 exons. The record is from RefSeq and is a predicted model, not a curated record.
UGAUGAUUGGCCAUAUUUAUGCAGGAUAUUUCGUGUUACUGUUUAAUUUACGUGGGUGCACAAAAAAGGAGAAGAAAAUUAGUUGACAUUUUUCUUUUUUUUUCCCUUCAAUGAAGUUGGAUCAUAUUUUUACAAAUGGUAAACAUAGCGCAAGAGCAUUUCAGCCUACGAUGAAAGCCAAUGGGGCAAUAGUCAUGCAUCGUCCUAGAGAUGAGGAUGAUAGCGAUGAUGAUGUUGACACGAGUCCAGAAAUGGAAUAUAUGUCAUUAGUUCAUCAAGAAAAUAUCAGACUGAAGCAACAGUUGAUGGCUGAAAGAGACAGAUUUGAAUCUUGGAGACAAGCCAAACAAAUUGUAGAAUAUGAACUGCUUCAGACAAAUAAAGAGAAGCAAGCGUUAGAAAGAAAGCUCAAGUUGCUGUCAAAGGGCGAUACAAAAAGGAGGUCGCUGCUACCAACAAAUCAACUGUAUUAUGAGCAUAAAAUACAAAUACUCUUGAACGAGAUUGAAUCUAUGGAAGUUGAAGAGUCAAAACUAUUUGAAAAGCUAAACUUUAAAAGAAACGAAUGUGAAGAGCUUAGAUAUAAACUUAAUUUGAAAGAACAAGAAAUCAAACAGUUGGCUUAUGAAUUACAUUUAGCAAAACAAUCUCUUCAAUAAAAACUCUAUUUAACUUUGAAGCACCAUUGGGUUUACAUUAUGGUAG